Aspergillus aculeatus ATCC 16872 is the source of this 478-nucleotide messenger RNA. RefSeq lists its product as uncharacterized. Bases 38 to 202 code for a protein of 54 amino acids. NCBI's taxonomy places the organism in Eukaryota, Fungi, Ascomycota, Eurotiomycetes, Eurotiales, Aspergillaceae. The transcript has a single exon. The record is from RefSeq and is a predicted model, not a curated record.
GAAGAGGGGAAGAUGCAAGCCCUGGACAGAUGAAAUCAUGAAAGUCCCCCCUCCGAGAAGAGGGGAAAGCAUCCGCAAUUGGACUCAUCUAGCCGCCUUAGUGGUCGCGUUGCCCGCCCUCACUGGCUGCGCGCUGCGAUGGAGUCCCCAAGACUCGGAGGGUCGCGGACACGUCGACACCGCACGGUCGACUCCUCCAUAGGCUACGUUCCUGAGAUGGUGAAAUCUACCAGGAUCCAUCCAUGGUGUUUUCGCCACCAAGUGGGAGGAGGAGGAAGAGGAGGAAGAGAAAAAAGUUUAGUUGUGAAAGACAGGAUUUGAAAGAGGUCGAUUGAAGAGGGUGUCUCAAAUGAUACGUUCGGGGGACGAUGUGUCGGACGAAUGUUUGUUCUUUUCUUUUCUUAGAUGUUUUUUUUAUUUUUAUUUCAUGUUUAAUUUUUUUUUUUUUUCUCUUUGAAGUCUUUUGACUGAGGCUCAC